Molecule: messenger RNA, 1581 nt
Organism: Tarenaya hassleriana
Lineage: Eukaryota; Viridiplantae; Streptophyta; Magnoliopsida; Brassicales; Cleomaceae
Product: RHOMBOID-like protein 4
Exons: 6
Coding region: 223-1386 (387 amino acids)
Biological process (GO): proteolysis
Cellular component (GO): membrane
Molecular function (GO): serine-type endopeptidase activity
Source: RefSeq, a predicted model, not a curated record
UGUGAGGCAAUCAAAAGCAAAUCUGCAUAGGUGAAGGGCCGUUGACUGACUCUAUUCUCAAGACACUGCAAUUUCUAAAGACCUCUCUUUUCCUUUGCGGUGGAAAUUUCUCAAGAGCUUCACACCGACUAAACCCAGAAUAAAAAACCCUAAUUUCUCUCUACCCUAUUCAGAUUUCUCCUCGAAUCCUUUGAAUUUUCAUCGUCCGAGUUCGAUUCCUCAAUGGGUGCGACGGAAUCCGAAACCGCCCCGAUUUGGGGAAAUUCCCGUCAGAGAGACAACACCGUAUACCCUGUCGAGUUGGAGUCGGCUUCUCGGAAUCUGUCGGAGAGACAGAAUCGAGUGGCGUACAGUGAAGUGAAGCAGUUCAGGAGUUGGGUUCCUUGGAUCAUACCCGUUUUCGUGGUCGCCAACGUUGUCAUGUUCGUGAUCACCAUGUUCGUCAACAAUUGCCCGAAGAAAUCUGGGGAUUGCGUCGCCGAUUUCUUGGGUCGGUUCUCGUUUCAGCCUACCAGAGAGAAUCCUCUUCUGGGUCCUUCCUCGCUCACAUUACAAGAGAUGGGAGGUUUAGAUGUGAGAAAAGUAUUUCAGCAACAAGAAGGAUGGCGUCUGAUUUCUUGCAACUGGUUACAUGGAGGAGUUGUUCAUCUGCUAGUGAACAUGCUAACUCUUCUUCUCAUUGGAAUACGCAUGGAAAGAGAAUUCGGAUUCAUAAGGAUCGGAUUGCUUUAUGUCGUUUCCGGGUUCGGAGGGAGCAUAUUGUCGGCUCUUUUCCUCCGAACAAACAUCUCCGUCGGUGCAUCUGGUGCCGUGUUUGGUUUACUCGGUGGAAUGCUCUCUGAGAUCAUCAUCAAUUGGACAAUCUAUACUAACAAGGUGGUGACCAUUGUUACUCUCGUGGUAAUCGUGGUGGUAAACCUCGGUAUGGGUGUGCUUCCGGGCGUCGACAACUUCGCUCAUAUCGGGGGUUUUGCUACGGGGUUUCUUCUAGGGUUCAUCCUUCUGAUCCGUCCCCAUUUCGGAUGGAUAAAUCAAAGACCGGCUCCUGGUGGAGUUUCUUCUGCUGCCUCCACACACAGAUUCAAGAUUUACCAAUGCCUGUUGUGGACCAUCUCACUAGUCCUUCUGAUCGCCGGGUUCGUGAUCGGAUUGGUUGCCCUCUUCAACAACGUGGACGGAAACAAGCACUGUUCAUGGUGUCAUUAUCUUUCCUGCAUACCCACUUCGAAAUGGAGCUGCAACCGCGAACCACUCUCCUGCUCGACGACGCAAACGGGCAGCCAGCUGAGCGUGACUUGCUUGAACAACGGGAAAUCAGGAACAUAUAUCUUGCCGAAUCCGUCGAACUCGAGGAUAAACAGCAUUUGUGUUGAGCUCUGUCGUUGAUUAAAUCUAAAACCUACAACUCUGUAAUUUGUCCUUUCCUGUUUCUUCUAGAGAUUAUUUUACAAAACACGCAAUGGCAUCUCGAGCCAUUGGCUAUUCGUUGUUUCUUGCGUAUGUAUAUAUAUAUAUACACACACAUUAGCGAACUCAUGUCAUGUUGUACAUUAUAAUUAUUGCAUGUUUCAUUUUAUUUUA